GCAAUAAACACAGCCUUAGAAAGUAGGGAAAAUAGCUACUUAAGAAUUAAGAGGUAGGGACCAUGAAGGGCUGACUAUUGCUGAAGUUGCUGUUACAAGUUGGAGUAAUUAAAUCUGUAGCGACCGGCAAGCGGCAUUUCUAAAGCAUGGCUGACCUUUCCUGCCCAAGGAGAAGGCCGAGGAGAAGCUAGCUUAGCACAGCACAAGUACGGCUCCGCGAGGCAGGAUUUUCCGAGCCGUCCGGAGUGUUCUCGGGGGCAACAGCCGGGCCGAGCCGGCCAUGUCCGCCUUCGUCAGCCGCUUCUCCGCGGCGGCCGCCUCGCAGAGGCUGGCUGGAAAGGUGGCGGUGAUCACCGGCGGCGCGAGCGGCAUCGGCAAGGCGACGGCCGCCGAGUUCGUCAGGAACGGCGCGAGGGUCGUCCUCGCCGACGUCCAGGACGACCUCGGCCACGCCGCGGCCGCCGAGCUCGGCGCGGACGCCGCAAUCUACACCCGCUGCGACGUCACCGACGAGGCGCAGGUCGCCGCUGCCGUAGACCUCGCCGUCGCGCGCCACGGCCGCCUCGACGUCGUCUUCAACAACGCCGGGAUCGGCGGCAACCUGGCGCCGGUCCCCGUGGGCGCCCUGGACAUGGAGGACUUCGACCGCGUGAUGGCGGUCAACGCCCGCGCGGUGGUGGCCGGCGUCAAGCACGCGGCGCGCGUCAUGGUGCCCCGCCGCGGCGGCAGCAUCAUCUGCACGGCCAGCACCGCGGGCGUGGUGGGCGGGGUGGCGACGGCGCCGUACAGCGUGUCCAAGGCCGCCGUGGUCGGGCUGGUGCGCGCCGUGGCGGGGGAACUGGCGCAGUCCGGCGUGCGGGUCAACGCCAUCUCGCCCAACUACAUCCCGACGCCGCUGGUGAUGGGCGCCAUGGCCGAGUGGUACCCCGGGAUGAGCGUGGAGGAGCGCAAGCGGGUCGUGGAGAGGGACAUGAACGAGAUGGACGGGCCGGUACUGGAGGUGGAGGACGUGGCGAGGGCGGCGCUGUACCUGGCGUCCGACGAGUCCAAGUACGUGAACGGCCACAACCUCGUCGUCGACGGCGGGUUCACGGUGGGGAAGGCGCCCAACAUGCCGAAACCUGCACAGUGAACUCGUUGCCAAGCGAUGGCAUCAUGCAUGGCUCCGCUUGUCCCGAAUGCAUUUCUGUAACAACAACGACGAGUAUUUUCCAUAAAUUUUAUGAAUGGUAUUAUCCAUAAAUUACAUGAAAAUAAUGCUUUUAGUUGA
This is a messenger RNA of Panicum hallii, 1270 nucleotides long. Its product is annotated as momilactone A synthase-like. NCBI's taxonomy places the organism in Eukaryota, Viridiplantae, Streptophyta, Magnoliopsida, Poales, Poaceae. Gene Ontology annotation, molecular function: oxidoreductase activity. The coding region runs from base 281 to 1132 and encodes 283 amino acids. The transcript has 2 exons. The record is from RefSeq and is a predicted model, not a curated record.